AUGAUCAUCCCUGAACUGGGAGAAGGUCUGGUCUCCAGACAAUCAUUCAGUAGCUGCCCCUCCGGCUACACCUUGAGAAAUGGCCGCUGUUACCAGAGCAACUGGUCGUACUGGGGCCGCUGGGUCCUCGCCGCCAUCGUCAUCGUCUUCUUCCUCGUCCUCUUCCUGACCUGGAGCUGCAUCUCGAACCGCCGCCGCCGCAGGGCUGGCAUGAACCCGCGCUACGGCACCGGCUGGAUGAUGCCCGGGCAGCAGUACGGUAACGGCCAGCAGCCGCAGUACGGCAACGGCUGGUUCGGCCAGAACAAGUACAACAACAACCAGCAGCCCCAGUAUCAGCAGCCGCCGCCGCCCCAGUACACGCCCGCCAAUGGGCCCGUGCCCAACCAGUACACCGGCCAGACGUUCAACUCCAAUGAGGGCUACUACGGCCAACACAAUAACAACAAUGACAUCCCUCUUCAGCAGCCUGGGUCGUCCUACUACCCCCGCGGAGGUGACAACGUCUACGAGCCGCCUACGGGACCGCCGCCAGCUAAGUCUUAA
Messenger RNA from Diaporthe amygdali, 546 nucleotides. RefSeq names its product Protein RCR2. Gene Ontology annotation, biological process: vesicle-mediated transport. The record is from RefSeq and is a predicted model, not a curated record. The transcript is spliced from 2 exons. Lineage: Eukaryota; Fungi; Ascomycota; Sordariomycetes; Diaporthales; Diaporthaceae. The coding region runs from base 1 to 546 and encodes 181 amino acids. Gene Ontology annotation, cellular component: intracellular membrane-bounded organelle.